Kalmanozyma brasiliensis GHG001 is the source of this 4206-nucleotide messenger RNA. Its product is annotated as Protein kinase domain protein. Lineage: Eukaryota; Fungi; Basidiomycota; Ustilaginomycetes; Ustilaginales. Gene Ontology annotation, cellular component: IRE1-TRAF2-ASK1 complex. The transcript has a single exon. The coding region runs from base 1 to 4206 and encodes 1401 amino acids. Gene Ontology annotation, molecular function: RNA endonuclease activity; ATP binding; protein serine/threonine kinase activity. The record is from RefSeq and is a predicted model, not a curated record. Gene Ontology annotation, biological process: intrinsic apoptotic signaling pathway in response to endoplasmic reticulum stress; mRNA processing; protein phosphorylation.
AUGGCACACGGAAAUGCUUUCUUCUUCCAGAUGAUCAUCCUCGCGCUGAUAGUUGUCAUUCUCGACGCGUUCUCCGGUGUUUCUGCAGCUAGUAUAGUCGACGAACCCAACAUCAGCAGCACCUCCAGCAACUCGCAUCGGGACCUCAUCCGGCCAACAAGACAUCACCAGCUCGCACAGGCUGGAUCUCGCUUUCGCAGCAUCCCAUCUACGCGUCCAGCCUCAGCUUCCGAUCUUGUCCUCGCCAACACUGUCGUUCUCACAACGGUGGAAGGCGGCCUCUUUGCGCUCAACCGCGAGACCGGCAAACAGCUCUGGUCGCUCUCACCACACUCCAGCCACGAAUCCGACUCGCUCCUUCGUCCGCUUGUGACAGCUCUGUACGGCAAAGAGCAAAAGUCGUUUGCCGACAUUGCGCAAGGUGGUCGCUCUUUCGCAUCGCCUUUCAGUGACGCCUCGCCUCUACUCGAGACGGGAGGCAUCUACAUCGUCGAGCCAUCCUCGGCCGGCGACAUCUACGUGCUCUCCUCUGCUGGUGGAAAGGCGGACUCUGCCUCUGUCGCCAGCGGCGAUCCUGGCAGUGUCCAAUUGGACAAGCUGCCGUUGACACUACCGCAGCUCGUUGAGCUCAGUCCCUUCUCUUUCGCCGGCGACGAUACGCGCGUCUUCGUGGGACAGAAGCAAACUACGCUCGUCGAGCUCAAUAUCCAGACAGGCGAGCUAGGCGCCGUCUUUGGAGGUCGGCAGGCAGGUGUUUGGUGCGGCGCGCAAGCACAUGAUCUGGACCCAGCUCGCGUCAGUCCACAACAAAGCGACGGCUACCCAAGCGCAGAGUCAUGCAUCGACGACGAGCCAAACUUGUCAGGCUCCUCAUCCAAAUCGACCUCUCAGCUCGCGUACAUCGGUAGAACCGACUAUACCCUGAGCAUCCACUCUCGCAGUUCCCCAGAGGCUUUGCAGACGCUGCAUUUCAGCACCUUUGCACCUAACGCAGGCGAUCGAGAUGUGCAAGCCCUUUGGACACAAGCGGAUCAUCCGGACCAGCGCGCCAUUCUUGGUAUGCCCGAAGAUGGCAGCGUCGUCUGCUUCAAUCUCACAGAAGCCGACCUUGCCUCGAACGACUAUGCCUCUGACGACGACGCAUCUCGAACGCUAUGGUCCGCCGAGCUGCGUGCAAGCGUAGCAGGCGUCUUUGAUGUCGUCUACCCGGCACCGCAUCUACAGAACACCAAGUCACUCAGUCGGCCAAUUUUGGUCUCCCAUCCUCCUGUUCCUCUGCAGCGCGUCUUUCCUCAGAUCAGCGAUCGACAAGCGGAAGAGGACGAAUCGUAUAGCUACCAAGAUGGACUAGCGCCACGUCGCCGCUCCGCCUAUCUGGGCAUAGCAGGGGAUAGUCUCUACGCCAUGAGCUCUCAUCGAUUCCCACUCGUCGCAUUUGCAUCCAAGGCUGCUGCUGGUCUCACGGACGGGACCAAUUCGCAAGCUGCCAGCGACAGCUGGAUGCCUAGCCUGCCCGCAUCGCAGAAGGGCUGGGCGGACGAGGGCCAACGCAAGUGUGCAUCGUUCGGCUGCUGGCUCGGAAGCUAUUCGCUGCAAGUCGACUCGAGCGCCGAAGGCAGGCUCCGCGACUCGCUCCUCGGAUCACACCCUACCCUCGAAAUUGACGGUGGCUCGCCAAGGCUAGGCAUUGGAGACCGUCCUGCCUUCGGAGAUUCUUCAUCACCAGGGAACGAUUCAGAAGGCUCGCCUCGAGACGGGUCCCCAUCGGCGUCUGCUAAGCCCUCGCAGAGCCCGAAAGGGCGGAAGAAGCCUUCGCCGAAGUCGCGAAGGCCGGGAACUCGGGGUGACGCCGACGAGACAUCGUCAGACUCCAGUCACGCUUCAGACUCUUCACCAGACCAGUCCGCGGGCAAAUCAGGUGCUGCCGAACGAAGCUGGAAAUCGCGCAUGGCAAUCCUACUGCUUCAGGUGAUCCUGGUCCUCGUCAUCGCUGUGCUCGCAGGCGCGACCUACCUCGGCCUGCAGGAACAAAAGAUUCGCACCGAGAAGCAGGCAGCCGAGAUCGCAAAAGGCGUCGUCUGGAUACCCGUGCUCAAAGAAGACGAGGCCGGCUUUGGUGGAGAGGCCAACGCCGAAAAGAUGCGCGCCGAGGAGGAGCGUCAGCUGCAACAGGCUAUCGCCUUGUCGAAUCAAGAUGCGGCGACGGCUGCUUCUUCGUCUGUCGGCACAUCUGGCUCCAAACCAUCACCAGCAAACGACGACGAGGACGACGAUGGCGAAGAUGGUCAAGAAGGGUCCAACUCCGCUUCCAAAAAGAAGUCCAACAACAACAAGCGCAGACGCAGAGGCAAGCGCGCCGGGGCUGCUGCCGCUGCUAAGGCCGCCAAGGCUAACGGCAAAGAAGGCAGUCCUGAAGCGUCAGAGGCGGGUAAUGAGAAAGCGGAGGAUGACGACGAGGCGGACCAUGAAAAGCAGGAGGCAAGCGUCAAGGCCCAAGAAGAGCCAGAAGAAGACUUCGUCCUCACAACAUCGUCAAGGCAGGCCAACGGCGCGAACAUCCAGAACGAAGUCGACGUAUCCACAUCAACGAACGUGUCCGACUCUUCUUCAUCGAACGAGAACGAGCCGCAGACGCCACGGAAACGCGAUGUGUCUCCUGAGGGCAAGCCUAAAAAGCCGAAAGGGGUGCGAACUGCAAGCUCAGCGCUGGCUGCGAGCGAUAGUCUGCAACGCGCACAGCAGCUCAUGUCACCUCAGCUCCGCUCACCAUUGCUCAACUCAGGCUGGGGCGGAUUCGAGGAGGAAGAUGCCGCCUCGGUCGGCAGAGCUGCUGCCCAAAUUGCAGCUAGCGGUCAGAGUCAAUCGGGUGGAUCAGCCUCGACCAACGGCGUUAGCACGUCUUCGCUCAGCAUCUCGGAUGAGGUGCUCGGAUACGGCUCGUCAGGCACCGUCGUCUUCCGAGGCACCUUCCAAGGCCGUGCCGUCGCCGUCAAGCGCCUGCUACGCGACUUUGUCCACGUCGCCUCGAAAGAAGUCUCGCUGCUCGAGUCAGCCGACAAUCAUCCAAACGUCAUUCGCUACUUCUACAAGGAGCUGACGCCCAGCUUCCUGUUCAUCGCGCUGGAGCUGUGCCCCGCCAGUCUUGCCGAGGUCGUGGAACGUCCUGCCGACUAUCGCGACUUGAGCAAUCUGCUCGAGCCCAAGCGUGCCCUGCACCAGAUCACCUCUGGACUGCGACAUCUGCACUCGCUAUCGAUCGUGCACCGCGACAUCAAGCCGCAAAACAUCCUGGUGGCUACAUCGGCCAACGGCAAGCACCUCAAAAUGCUCCUCUCCGACUUUGGUCUGUCGAAGCGACUAGACGGCAUGGCACAGACGAGCUUCUCGCAGACCGUCAACAACCCUGGCGGCACUGUGGGCUGGCGUGCCCCUGAGAUUCUCCGAGGCGAUGUCAAUCUCGACGCUGGGUCCGAAUCCGAGUCGUCGAUGGGCAACAAUCCAAGAGCCACCACGAGUCGCGAGGAAAAGUCACGUCUCACACGAGCGGUCGACGUUUUUGCGCUCGGUUGUCUUGCCUAUUACGUGCUAUCGAACGGGGACCAUCCCUUCGGCUCGCGCUUCGAGCGAGAGAUGAACAUCAUCCGCAAGCGGAUCGACCUUGCUCGACUCGACGGUCUGGGCGAAGAGGGUCACGAAGCGCAGGAUCUGGUGCUCAAGAUGAUCUCUCACGAUCCGCGUCAGCGCCCCUCUGCAGCCGAAGUGCUGACCCACCCGUACUUUUGGGACCCGAACAAGCGGCUCAACUUCCUGCAAGACGCCUCGGACCGUUUCGAGAUCAUGGACAAGGAUCCGCCCACUCCGGCGCUCGUGCUGCUCGAAUCCAAGGCGCGCAACGUGCUUGGUACCGACUGGCACCGCCGCUGCGACAAGAUGUUCCUCGAGAAUCUCGGCAAAUUCCGCAAGUACGAUCCCGCGUCUGUGCAGGAUCUGCUCCGGGCCAUGCGCAACAAGAAGCAUCACUACCAGGAUCUGCCGCCGACGUUGAAGAAGAUUCUGGGAAGCUUACCGGAUGGCUACCUCAACUACUUUACGAGGCGCUUUCCGGAGCUGUUCCUGCACGUGUACAACACAAUCGUGGAUCAGCCACUGAUCAGGACGGAGCCGGUGUUUAGGGAGUACUUCCAUUGCGCCGAGCCCGAUCAUUAG